Messenger RNA from Perca flavescens (yellow perch), 880 nucleotides. RefSeq names its product NXPE family member 3-like. NCBI's taxonomy places the organism in Eukaryota, Metazoa, Chordata, Actinopteri, Perciformes, Percidae. The transcript is spliced from 3 exons. The coding region runs from base 1 to 831 and encodes 276 amino acids. The record is from RefSeq and is a predicted model, not a curated record.
AUGCUUUUCUUCAGUGGUGUCAACUUGAAAGUGUACAUACGGGCUUCAGGACCUGCCAAUGUCACCGUGUUGCCAAAAAAGGAAGGUCAACCAGAGGUGGAGAGCAGCAUUGUCAAGGUUGGACCAUCUGGCUAUUACUACCAGGGUGUUUGGCAAGCACUAGGUGGCACCACAGUUCGUCAAUUCAAAGCACCUGCUAUCAGUCAGUGUCUGAAAGGCAAGGUGGUCCACAUGCAUGGGGACUCCACCGUCAGGCAGUUUUUUGAAUUCCUCGACGCAGCACUACCAGGUCUUAGGGUGUUUGACCUGCACAGCACGAGGCAAAUUGGACCUUUCGUGGCCUUGGACUAUGCAAACAACAUCUUGGUGAAAUUCCGCUUCCAUGGUCCUCCUAUCCAGAGUGCUCAUGUCUCCAACAGCAAGCUUCGUUACAUUGCCAAUGAAAUAGAUGGCUUAAUCGGAGGCACCGACAUUGUUGUAGUUUUUGGCAUCUGGGCUCACUUUCGCACUUACCCCGUGCAGCUCUACAUCCGGCGGCUGCAGAGCAUCCGCAGGGCGGUGGUGCGGCUGCUGGACAGGGCUCCAGGGACGGUGGUCAUCAUCCGGACCGGGAACCCCAGAGACUUAUCGCAAAUUAACAGCGACUGGCACUCGCUGCAGUGUUAUAAGGUGCUCAAAACCAUGUUCAAAGGACUAAACGUUCAUCUGAUCGAUGCCUGGGAGAUGGUCCUUGCCCACCACCUGCCGCACAACGUCCAUCCACCACCUCCCAUUAUUGAGAAUAUGAUUAACGUUCUUUUGUCCUACACGUGUCCUCAAAUGGGCGGCUAGAUGUGUGUGUGUUGGAAAGAGAAGUGGGAGAGUCUGUCUGUGUGUAUGU